AUGAGAAAAUCCAAUAUUGUUCAUGCUGGUCUUGACUAUGUUAAUCUGUUUAGUUCUUUCUUAGAUGAACGAAGAAAAGAUAAUGGAUGCUACUUUUCUUCAAUAAGCCUUGACGGCAAGAGUAAGUCAAGUAGCCAAGAUCUAAGUUUGACGCAGGGAGUGCAAGGAGAAAAGGUCCUUCCUGGGAUUGUUCUUCUGCUCGCUCAACUAUCUCUUUUCAUUGAGCAAAGUGCUAUCCCAAGAAUUACCGAGGAAAUAGCUUCUUCCUUUUCUUCUGGUGGUGCUCGGGGUUACGAGUAUGGCCCUGCUUUCAUCCCUGCAGUGAUUUGUCGCACCUUCCGGAUAGCUGGGGAGAAGUGCUUGGACCAUUAUGUAAGGUUAAGAACUCAAAAGAUAUCAGUUCUGUUGCGGACGAAGUUUACAACACCAAACUGGGUUAAGCACAAGGAGCCAAGAGAGGUUCAUAUGUUCGUUGAUCUGCUGCUUCAAGAGUUCGAAGCAAUAAGAGGCGAAGUAAAGCAGAUUUUACCUCCAGAACUUAGCCGUAAACAUCGUUGUACAGACAGUAACGGGAGCACCACUUCUUGUCGCAACAAUCCUUUGAGAGACGACAGAAUGAACCGGUCAAAUACCCAAAGGGCCACGAGCCAGCUACUAGAAUCCCAUCUAGCAAAAUUGUUUAAACAAAAAAUGGGGAUAUUUACGAAAAUUGAAUUCACACAGGUUUGGUAGGAGUGCUUGUUGCUAGGUAAUUUACAUUAUUCCCACUGGUAAUAUAGCUAUUUUUUAGUUCUUUGUAAUGAUGAUGAUCCUUAAAGGACAUCAAGGACAUCAAUAAAUCAAAUUUUCUGA
This is a messenger RNA of Coffea arabica (coffee), 852 nucleotides long. The record is from RefSeq and is a predicted model, not a curated record. Lineage: Eukaryota; Viridiplantae; Streptophyta; Magnoliopsida; Gentianales; Rubiaceae.